GAAUAUCCUCCUCGUCGUCCUAUCGAUACGUGGCGUGGUUUGGGCUUCAAAAUGGGCAACGUUCGCAUACAGAUGAAGUCGACGCAUUUCUGCAACCUCGCCCUGAGGGACAUCAAGGGGAACGCAGUGUCAUGUCACACCUCCAAGGCUAUGGAGACUAAAGGGCUGGUCCUACCUGGUAUGGAUGAUAACAAGUCGUUCACCGUUCAUCGAGACAUCUUCGUCGUCAAGGACGGUCAAGCGGUAGUUCAAGCAGCGCCAAAUCACCCGUAUCUGUAUAUCCUCAUGAGCCAGAACGACACUCACUUCAGCACCUCUCAACUCUUCGAUAAACAGUCCUUCCCCGUAGAGGAGGGAACCAGGCGAAAGAAUGAUACGCCCAAUUCUCGCAGGCUCAAUGCCAAUCUUACGCUUGAGGAUGAUGGUUGGGUCUAUAAAGGUUUGGUAGAUGAAGGUGGACAGAAGCUGAACAAAUGGGUCACAAGUGGAGUAGAAGGUGUCGAUCCCAAAUCGGGUCUCAACUUCACUGCCCUCGCUCAGACUGGUGUGAUCACUAACGCUUGGGUUCUCUAUCUUGACAAGGAUCACAAACAGAUUGUGAAGCUCUUGGGAAUUAACACCUUCGAGAAUGAUACAGUCUAUCUCGAGUCCAACGUCACCCAUUGGGAAGAGCUCGACGAGGCAUUAACUUUGGACGUUGCCAUGAAGGAUAUUUACCAGGCGUAUGAUAUCUUCCAGAGCCACAACCGGGCACCAGCGAAGGAUGAGGCUCCGGAACUGGACGCUGACUUCGUCAGGACUCGUUUGGUUAGCGAAGAGGCUCGUCUAUUCUUCAACGAUGGGAAGAGCCACGACUGGAGGCCGAACAAGACACACAUUCGUGGAGAUAAGUCGGGAGCACCGAUCGAUUACUUCCGCCUCCCCAAUGGCACUGCUGCACAUAAGUUCUUCUUGUACAAGCAUCACUCUCCUGUACAAGGGCAGGAGGAAUUCGAAUUACCACCGGCUUGCAGGAGCGGUGUGGUUAAGUCGGUCAGUCCAUACUGCCUGUAUGUUGGUUACGCCUCUAACGACACGCUUUUGGCCCUCGACCUAUAUAUGGCUUAUAAAGAUGUAGCCAUCGAGGAAAAUGAAGCAUACCUCAAUGUCACAGUCCAUUUGAAGCAGCCGGAGACGGAGGUCCUACACUUUGCUUUCGAAGCCGCUGGAUGCGCCCUGGUUUGGGCUACUGAUGUUGGGUUCGCAGGCUUGCGCAUUCAAGUAUGUCUUUUGGGUGCAGGAAGCGGUGGGAAUGGCACUUACGGGGGAAAAAUAGCAAUGUCGGUCUCGGUCAUAAUCGAUAUUGCUUUCUUUCCUGCAUUGAAAGUCACACUCCAUGGCCAAGUUGCGGUCAAUGCUUCGGACAAUGGUGAUGUCAAAGCAUAUGGUGAACUGGGCAUUGAUUACUCGGCGUUAGGUGUCGGAGCCGGUAUUUCUGUGGACAUCUUCGGAAACACCGUUGAUCAUAAAUCGGAUGUCUGGGAAUUCAAAUCCCACUUCAACCUCCACGUAUGGGUCUCUGUUCUCUUCUACAAACAUGACUGGCCAUGGAGUUGGACUAUUUGGGAAGCUGGUCCAGUUGAAUUGCGAUAAGUCGGCAAACCCGUGUUGACGGUAUAUCGGGGGCAUAGUUUCAGUCCCAUGUGAAAGCAGCAUGAUUAUCUCAUAUAAUAAAAUAUUACGCCUUUAUCAUGUCUUGAACUUUUCAAAAAUAACUGAGCAUACGUAGGCUCGUGGAGUGGCGGUCAUCAGCAGAUGAGUGGCGCAUCACGAGCCAAAUCUGAUUCCACUUUCGUUGUUCUAGCUGAUGCGCUACGCUGCCAGCGGAUGAUCCGCUACGAUCCCGUAGCUUAGCGCUCAGGAAUCUCAUUUAAGAAGUUAAUCGACUCUUUUC
This is a messenger RNA of Perkinsus marinus ATCC 50983, 1933 nucleotides long. RefSeq lists its product as hypothetical. Lineage: Eukaryota; Perkinsozoa; Perkinsida; Perkinsidae. Bases 52 to 1632 code for a protein of 526 amino acids. The record is from RefSeq and is a predicted model, not a curated record. The transcript has a single exon.